AUGCCAAUCAUCAGUAAUGCUAACCAUGACUUCAGCACGUACUCGAUCAGCAGCGAUGACAGUAGUGUGGAUCGCUUCUUCACUGAAAUCCCAGAGACUGAAACUAUUAAAGGGGUCUACUUCCAACGAGCACGGCGUCUUUGGGAUCAUAAGGCCGCAGCACGAGUGGACCACAAGCUGCAGGCUCUAAUAAAUGUGGGGGGAAACCGCUAUGCGUUCCCUUGGUCCACUCUGGAGAGGUUUCCUCAAAGCCGACUGGGACAGCUCCGGUUCUGCUCCACACCUGAGGAGAUCUCCAGACUCUGUGAUGACUACGACGAGACCAGGAAGGAGUACUUCUUUGACCGUAACCCAACCGCCUUCAGGGUGAUCCUAAACUUCCUGGCGGCAGGUAAGCUCCGCCUCCUCCGUGAGCUGUGUGCCGUGUCCCUCCACGAUGAGCUGGACUAUUGGGGUGUGGAUCCAGCUCACAUGGAACGCUGCUGUCGCCGUAAAAUGAUCACGCGCGUGGAUGAGAAGAUGGAAAAGGACCGGAAAGAUGAAGAAUGGAGACAGAAGAGGCUCAUCCAGCAAAGAAAGAGCCUGGACACUGGACAGGGCUAUCACAGGGUGGUGUGGAUGGUGCGUGAGAUCAUGGAGAACCCUCACUCCGGAAUCCCAGGGAAGAUCUUCGCCUGUUUGUCGGUCAUCAUGGUAGUGGUAACCGUGGUGAGCCUCUGCAUCAGCACCAUGCCGGACCUAAGGGCCGAGGAGAAGAAGGGCGAGUGUUCUCAGAAGUGCCAUAACAUGUUUGUGGUGGAGUCGAUCUGCGUCGCCUGGUUCACAUUCGAGUUCCUCCUUCGCUUCAUCAAUGCUCAGAGCAAACUGGAAUUCAUCCGUGGCCCUCUCAACAUCAUCGACGCAGUGGCCAUCCUGCCCUACUACGUCUCCCUGGUGGUCGACCUCCGUGAGCCCAGCCCUGAAGAGCUACAUUUGGGCAUCACAGCGACCGCAGGGAGGGGCUACCUGGAUAAACUCAGCCUCAUCCUCCGCUUGCUACGCGCACUACGAAUUCUGUACGUAAUGCGGCUAGCUAGGCAUUCCUUGGGUCUACAGACACUCGGGCUAACCAUGCAAAGAAGUAUGCGUGAAUUUGGCUUGCUAUUGCUAUUCGUAUGUGUAGCUGUGAUGUUGUUUUCGCCAUUGGUGCAUUUAGCUGAAAGCGAGCUAGCUCCGUUCACAGCCACGCCCCAUCACCAGUCGUUCAGCAGUAUCCCGGCGUCCUAUUGGUGGGCGAUUAUUUCCAUGACGACAGUAGGAUAUGGGGACAUGGUGCCGAGGAGCAUACCGGGACAAAUUGUGGCAUUGACGAGUAUUUUGAGCGGGAUUCUCAUUAUGGCGUUCCCGGCGACGUCAAUAUUUCACACGUUUUCUAGGUCAUAUCAAGAGUUGAAGGCGGAUUAUGAUCGGCUAUGGAAAGAGGAGGAAGAGGAAGGAGGAGAGGGAGGAGGGGAGAAGAUCCAAGAUGGUGGACAGAGUUCAGAUCAAGAUCAGCUCCUGACUGAGACCAGAGGAGACCAGGAGGCGAGGAGACAAAGCACAACUCUUCCUUCUACAGCUUUUUAA
Periophthalmus magnuspinnatus is the source of this 1605-nucleotide messenger RNA. RefSeq names its product potassium voltage-gated channel subfamily G member 4-like. Bases 1 to 1605 code for a protein of 534 amino acids. NCBI's taxonomy places the organism in Eukaryota, Metazoa, Chordata, Actinopteri, Gobiiformes, Gobiidae. The transcript is spliced from 5 exons. Gene Ontology annotation, molecular function: protein binding; delayed rectifier potassium channel activity. Gene Ontology annotation, biological process: protein homooligomerization; potassium ion transmembrane transport. The record is from RefSeq and is a predicted model, not a curated record. Gene Ontology annotation, cellular component: membrane; voltage-gated potassium channel complex.